Enterobius vermicularis (human pinworm) is the source of this 1167-nucleotide messenger RNA. The record is from the annotation of a GenBank genome assembly. Lineage: Eukaryota; Metazoa; Nematoda; Chromadorea; Rhabditida; Oxyuridae.
AUGUCUGACGUUGAAGAUGAACGCAUUUCUGGAAAUGAGGAAGAAAACGCGGAAAAUGAGGAAAACGAAGAGAACGAAAAACCAGAGGAGACUGAACAAGCUAAGCCACCAUCAGUUGGAAUAAAAAGUCCAACUCCUGGACGUGCUUAUAAUUUGCCGGCCCAGCCAAAAUCUGUUAUUCGAAAAGCUCAGAUGUAUUCAGCAGGAAAACCAUCAAAACAUGAUAAAUCUAAACUUAUGCGCUCUGAAGGAAUCAUUCCCAUUCAAGCCGGUUCAAACAAAUAUGCUUCGCAGAAGGGAAUGACAGGGUUUGGUGCUCCUCGAGACGUUAUCGAUAAAGUCAAGGCUGAUAACCUUAAAGAGAUAACUGACGAAGAAAAAAUCAAAAAUUUAAAGCAGUCUACUUGGCUACAGUCUGGUACCAACAAGUUUGCUUCCCAGAAGGGUUUGACAGGUUUCGGAACUCCCCGUGAUGUCAACUACAAAGCCAAAGGAACUGGUGGAGCUAGUGAAGUACCAGAAGAAAAAGCUCGGCUAACUGACGGUAUUGUACCACUCCAGUCUGGCACCAAUAAAUUGGCCUCACAAGCAGGAAUGACUGGCAUGGGAAUGCCUCGAAUUGUCGAUGUGAGGAAGACGGUCGAACAAGAUCGCGACAGCCAAGGGUUCAUUCACCUUCAAAUGGGCACCAAUCGUUUUGCCAACCAGUCUGGGAUGACCGGUUUCGGUAUGCCUCGUCACAACAUUACUAAGUAUAAAGACGAACAAAGAGGUGAAAUGCCACACGAUGAGUCAGUCGUUUCUAGACAGACUAGUGGCUGGAAAGAAGGAGCGUCGCAAGCAGGAAUGACUGGCUUUGGUGCAUUCAGGAACAACACGGUAGCCAAUAUGCAAGCUCAAGAACAACGUUCUCAGGGGAUGAUACCUUAUCAAAUGGGUGUCAACUUUCUGGAUUCUCAAGCUGGAAAAACUGGAUUUGGCAUGCCAAGACAGGUGUAUACUCCGUACGUGGACGAUAGUCAUGAAGAAUUACCUCUGGACAUGGCGCGAAGACCUGAAGUACCGUUUUGGUCCGGACAAGAAACUGAAUUUGCAAACCAGACUGGUAUGUCAGCAUUUGGUACACCUCGCGAUGUACGUGGAGAAUAUAUACGGCGACUUUGGUGA